GCGGUCCCCUUAUUUGGAUCUGCAGGAAUGUGGGUUGGAGCGGUCCUGCCGCGGUACCAGCCUCCUGCCUGUCGCCGAGUCUGCCCCUGACCCAGGCGCGCCUGCUACUCGGUGGCAGAAGGGCCGGCGGAGCGCCAUGGCCUGCAUCCUGAAGAGAAAGUCUAUGAUUGCAGUGAGCUUCGUAGCAGCGUUCCUCUUCCUGCUGGUUGUGCGCCUUGUAAAUGAGGUGAAUUUCCCACUGCUGCUAAACUGCUUUGGACAGCCUGGCACAAAAUGGAUACCAUUCUCCUACACAUACAGGCGGCCCCUUCGAACUCACUAUGGAUAUAUAAAUGUGAGAACACAAGAGCCUUUGCAGCUGGACUGUGACCUCUGCGCCAUAGUGUCAAACUCAGGUCAGAUGGUUGGCCAGAAGGUGGGGAAUGAGAUAGACCAGUCAUCCUGCAUUUGGAGAAUGAACAAUGCCCCCACCAAGGGCUAUGAGGAAGAUGUUGGCCGCAUGACCAUGAUUCGAGUUGUGUCCCAUACCAGUGUUCCACUUUUGCUAAAAAACCCUGAUUAUUUUUUCAAGGAAGCAAAUGCUACUAUCUACGUCAUUUGGGGCCCUUUCCGCAAUAUGAGGAAAGACGGCAAUGGCAUCGUUUACAACAUGUUGAAAAAGACUGUUGACGUCUACCCGAAUGCCCAAAUUUACGUGACCACAGAGAAGCGCAUGAGUUACUGUGAUGGCAUUUUUAAGAAGGAAACUGGGAAAGACAGAGUCCAGUCUGGCUCUUAUCUCAGCACGGGGUGGUUUACCUUCAUUCUGGCCAUGGAUGCCUGUUAUGGCAUUCACGUCUACGGGAUGAUAAAUGACACCUACUGCAAGACAGAAGGAUAUAGAAAAGUCCCCUAUCAUUACUAUGAACAAGGAAGAGAUGAGUGUGAUGAAUAUUUUCUUCAUGAACAUGCUCCAUAUGGGGGGCAUAGGUUUAUCACUGAAAAGAAAGUGUUUGCCAAAUGGGCCAAGAAACACAGGAUAAUAUUCACACACCCAAACUGGACAGUGUCUUGAUGUUAGUUUUCCUGAUCUUGCCACAACACUUGAUAUGAUAAUACCACAACUGUGAUGAUAAUGAUGUUAAUGACGAUGAUGGUGAUGACAAGGACACGAUGAUGAUCAAGUCUGUACAUUCUCAGAUAUGGAUGGUGACCCUGCCAGUAAUUUGAACUUGGGAUUCCAUGGAGGGUGGUUGUGCUCUUUACAUUGAUUCUGAAAGUUCAACAUUACAUACUGCACUUUAUAAUUUAACUGGAAUUGAAAUGAAGGCCAGUAACAUGACAGCAGUGACCUAAGAAAUGGGAAGAGUGUCCUUCACAAUAGCUGCCCAGUAUUCUUAAACAGUGAGUAACUUUCAAAAGCGGUGGGGUUUAGCCUUAUGAGGCUAGGUUAUUGAUGCCAUUGUCUCAACUUGAGCAGCUCCACAAUUUUGAAUGGUUGAUUAUCAAACACUGACCUAAGAAAUUCUUUCUGGGUACAAGUAUUGUACUAGAAGUGGUGAAGGAAUCUUCUGACACACCAUGGUCCUACAGUACCUCCUACAGCUGAAGCCUCAGGCCAUUUUGUAAUUAACAACGGAAAUAUCCUGGCCAUCCUACCCAUCAGGAUUAUUCAACAAUUCAAACACUUAAUUCAAAAUGGGCCAACUAGUAGAUCUUGAUGGAUUUCUGCUCCCACCACUCCAUUCUCACUACCCCAAACAAUAUAACUAAACACAGUACUAGAGUGAUCUCUAUUACUGUUUAUUUUUGGUUGAGUCCUAAAUAUUUCAGAAAGAUAUUUAACAUGUAAGAUACCAACACUGUAAUAACAUAUACUGUGAAAACAUUCUUAAAACAUAACCAAAAGGGUUUACUAACUCUGUUUCAACAUCCAACAACACAAAAAUAUAUGCUUUUUAAAAUCAUGAAACCAAGAACGCCAAGCAUAUUUUUACAUCAAUUUAUAUCCUACCAUACUUCAUAAUAUAUAUUUGUAUAUUCAAAUUUCUAUUUUAUAGGCUCAAGAUACAUCUCUCCAUACAUUACAUUAUCGUUGCCAAGUGCCAACCGUUAGACAUGGAGAGGAAAUGACUCUUUGGAUUAAAUCUGACCAGAGCUUUUGCCUUCUUGGGGUUUAUUUUUCCCACAGUGUAUCAGUUGUUAUACCCUAAUAACAACAAUAAUAAUGUCCUUAAUGUCCAAAGUGCUUUGUCAUUUAGAGUCCUUAUACAUAUGCUAUCCUAUGUGAUGCCCGUGACUACCCAUUGGGCUAUCGCCUACACAUUCUGACACCUCCUUAGCAGGUAAGCUGUAAUUUGUUAAUUGCUUUGGUAUACUCCAGAUAUUCCCUUUGCUAAUAUUUGUAUAGAAUAGGAUUUAUGUAGACUAGUAACCAAUUGAUUUCAGUGCCAAAUAUAAUAUAUCUGGAUUAUGCAAAAAAUAUCACAAGGAUGGUCUUGGCCAUACACUAGGACUCCUGUGAAUGUAAGUACUUUUGAUUUUUUUUUAAAAUGAUUCUUUUUAGGUAGAGAAAAAUGAGGAAGCAGGACAACAGGAGGGAAUGAACACAGAGAAUAUAGUCUACUGUCCCCAUCUUGAGAUGACAUUUUUCUCCAUAUACUCACCGCUUAUUAAAUAUUAGAGGAUUGAUUUGCUGAGAGAGGAGCCAAGAGACCAAAAAUAUCCUUGCAAAUGAUUCAAAAGAUGCAGCCAACCAUAACUUACAGAAUGAUUUGGAGGAUGAGUGAUGAUACAUUGCACCUUUGGAGGUCUUUUUAGGUCUUUACCAGUGCUAGGUCCCAUGACUAGUUCUCAUUAAACGGGCCAUUUUGGGCAAUAGCUGCUUUGCUGCUCUCUGCUACCAUUUUGAUAGCACCAAAACUCACAUCCAUGAAAAUGACCAAAUGCCACUUCAAUAGGUGGAACUGUUACUGUUGUUAUUCCUCUGUUCUUUCUUCAUGUGGCUUUUAGUUCUAUGUAUGUCAGGAUUUUGUGAGCUAAUGAUGGAUAGAAUUGCCCACGCAAAGAAAAAUAAACAGAUACAACUGUUAAAAUUGUAAUACAGACUGUUUUCCCCCCUGUUGUGAUACAGAAGUUCCACUUUGAAAUAAAAAGGAACAUGUGUUCCUCAGAAUGCUUCA
Molecule: messenger RNA, 3161 nt
Organism: Suricata suricatta (meerkat)
Lineage: Eukaryota; Metazoa; Chordata; Mammalia; Carnivora; Herpestidae
Gene: ST6GALNAC3
Product: ST6 N-acetylgalactosaminide alpha-2,6-sialyltransferase 3
Exons: 5
Coding region: 137-1054 (305 amino acids)
Biological process (GO): ganglioside biosynthetic process; oligosaccharide metabolic process
Molecular function (GO): alpha-N-acetylgalactosaminide alpha-2,6-sialyltransferase activity
Source: RefSeq, a predicted model, not a curated record